Messenger RNA from Fomitopsis serialis, 4889 nucleotides. RefSeq lists its product as uncharacterized. The coding region runs from base 102 to 4571 and encodes 1489 amino acids. Lineage: Eukaryota; Fungi; Basidiomycota; Agaricomycetes; Polyporales; Fomitopsidaceae. Gene Ontology annotation, molecular function: DNA binding; protein dimerization activity. The transcript has 12 exons. The record is from RefSeq and is a predicted model, not a curated record. Gene Ontology annotation, cellular component: nucleus.
UGUUCGACUAGCCACGCCCACAGACAGCAGCUACCGCCCUCCCGGCCGUCCAAACGCGUCCAAAGUCAUCAGCUAGUCGAACUGUACAGCAGGCCGGUGGAAUGAGCCAACCCAAGAAGCAGACGGCCACACGACGAAAUGGGAAGUCCAAAGCGGCAGGACAGAGGACCCUCUUCGAUCACUUUUCUGCUAUAUCAUCUGCUACGGGGCCCGCGACAUCGUCGUCAGGGGAUGCGGGUUUCGUGGGGGGCGUUGAGGAUACACAAUCCAGUGACAUCGAAAUAGUGGAAACAGUGGAGCCUUCGUCCAGUGCCCUUCUCACGGAUGUGGAUGCUCUUAGUGACACGACAAACGAGGGUUCAGACGUCGCCGUAGACAAUGCUGCGAAAGCUUCAAUUGGCAAGCGGAAACCUGCGACAGUCCGGGCGAAACACCGUUCCAAACCGAUGUUGUCACAAGGGUCUGUACCCUCUCCUGGGAGCUCACAAACAACUUUGGAAGGGCAAAGCCGUGACGAUCCCAUCAUUCUCGACUCCAGUCCAAUCCGACCAGUGAAUAGCAACCGCGUAUCGAACAAACCGUUCUAUUCCAUAUUUGCUUCAAAGAAGGCACCUCCGACCAUCUCGGCCCCGUCCAAUUCGUCCACAGGAGAGUCCUCGCUGUCCAGCCGCCUGAACAAGCGGGGUAUAGCUGUCCCGUACCCCGCACGCGACACCCAGCACGUCCGGGCAGAUCAGACAAACUUCUCCACUCCUCCAUGCCCUUUCGAACGCCGCUUGAACGGCGCCCGCACAGCUUCCCAGGCCGGCGCCGCUCAACUCCCCCAACUAGCCUACGGAUACAGCACGGGGAAUUACAAACGCCAGCAUAACGAGUCAUUGCCCGGCGAUAUCGCGUUCACGAGUGGGACCGAUCGUUACCCUCAACAUGAGGGUGACAGCACACCUGUCAACGCCCCGCCCGCCGCCUGUGACCCGGGUGCCGCCUCUCGAAUGCUCACUGACAUCCCUGCCAGCCACAAGUCGUACCCCGCCAUCGAGCGCCUUGUCAAUCGCACACAGUCGGAAAGCAACAAUGAAGCAAGCUCCCCACCGUUGUCACAAGAGCUCUGGACAGAUAAAUGGCGUCCUCGGCGCGCAGACGAGGUCCUCGGCAACGAAGACCGAGCAUUGUACCUUCGUGCCUGGCUGCUUGCCCUAAAGCUUCAUAUCGAGACUACCUCAGCAUCCUCGCACGACUUGCGUGGCGCCGAAGGCAAGGGUGGAGCUGGGAAGAAGAGACAACAGCUCCUUAAGCCACGGGGUACAAAGAGACCCCAAGUUGUCCGCCAAGUGGACAGGCGGAAGAAACGGAGACGGCUGGACUCGGAGGAGCCGGACGACUCGUGGAUCGUGGACGACGAAUCGGACGACGACCCUGGGGUCGAUGAAGCCCGCAACGAUGCCGGAAAGGAGCUGGGAUGGGAAGUCUUCGAAGUCUAUCCUGGUAUUGGUGAGCGGAGCGGCGCGGCGCUGAAUAAGCUCAUCGGGGACGUUGGUAAGAAUCAUAUCGUCAAACAGACCCAGCGUCAGCACAAGACAUUCUUUUACGGCAACGGCGCUGCGCAAGAUCCGAGCAUAUCGGUCGAUGGCGAGGUGACCCAGAAGGCAGGGGGCCGUAAACGCGCCCUCAAGCGAGUCGACUCGGAGAGCGGUUUGGACGAGGAAGGGUCAAGCCAGACCGACCAUACGGCCUCUGCCGGGUUGACCGCUCUGCCCUCCGAGCAUCCGCCGGUCUCCCAGUCCAUCGUGUUGAUAGAGGAAGUGGACGUGCUGUACGACAGUGACGCCAACUUCUGGCCGUCCAUGAUCAAUAUUAUAAAGGAAUGUCGUCGACCCGUCGUUAUGACAUGCAACGAUGCGUCCUUGGUUCCCAUCGCAGACCUUCCUCUUCAAGAAAUCCUCACCUUCACACCAACAGCACCGGCACUCGCCACGUCUUAUUUACAGUGCGUGUCUAUCCUUGAGCAGCGACCUCUAGAACGAUCUGCUGUCUCGCGGCUGUACGAGCGUGUAGGAGAAGUGCCGUGUGGAUACGCUGGAAGCUGCUCGACAGAUUCUCCUACUCGCUGCCCAGAUCUUAGGCAAGCACUGCUGCAGCUACAAUUCGGCGACCUAGACAUUCCGACAGAUUCCCCUGCGACGUCUGCCAGGGCCAUACCCCAGGCGUCUGGCUCUCACGACUCUCAUUCUCUCGAUAUACCAUUGGAGGCCGCACAGGAAGACUUGCGUGUCAUCCGUGGCCAGCUGGACGACCUCGUGGAUACCAUGACCGAUUCGGGUGCAGCAAACGAUGAACUGGGCUACAUUGUGCUGCACAACGACGCCUCGACAGAGCUCCAGGUGCCAUUCGACACGCUCGCAAAUCCAUUGGCCGCAUUCCUUGAUUACGGGCCAUGGUUGAGGCGUAUGGUUGCUCUCGAUGACGCAGCCGAGGCAAUCUACCUGGAGUCGCAGGCCAGCAAGGACGGGGUGCGCAAGACCAGGAACAGUCUCAAGGCCGUCCGGCCUGUCCGCUACGUACCCAUCAGCGAGAGCGACCGGCGGAUACUGGGCGCACCCCGCACUGCGGCCUCCGCCAGUAGCACUAUUUCCUCCGGCACCGCCUCCCAACCCCCUUCCGCACCUCCACCUGCUCUGGGCCCCCGACAUUCGCCCGUCACUCCCCUCGCUCCCCUCGAAUUCCUCCAAAAUCAGCGCAGAGGAUCCAUCACCGACCCCUCGCUGCACGCCAGACCAUCGCUUCCGGCGCAUCUUGCCAACGGCACUCCCUUGAACAACCUCCGACCACCCUUCCGCCGCCCCAGCUUCCCCUCGAGUCCCAGCUUCGGCCCCUCUACGCUGUAUCACGAUGCGUCUCGACCGCCGCCAGGCCCUCACCGCGCAUCUUCACCGUUUCGAUUCGGCGAUGCAAGCAUGCCGCCGCCAGAGAGCAGUAAGACGCGGCCACGACGAGCACCGCGAUCGUCCUCUGUCGAUGCAGGCAGGAGGACAGUUCUAACCGAUAGCAUACCAGAGCUUGAGAGUGAUGUUGGAAAGAGUACACGCGACAGCCGGGUAGAAAAUAGAUUUAGAGACUCCAGCAGGGCGCAGGGGAGUGACGACAUGGAGGUUGAUCCGCAGGAGCAUGGGCAGCCCCAGGAACGUGGUGGUGGGUUGCAACGCCUGCAUGCCUUCCGUGAACCGGCCGAGGUGGGGUACAACGCGCGGCGACAUUCCAUUGCCGCUGGGUCGCCAAGUUUGAGCCUGGACAGACACUCACCGGGGUGGCCUCAAGGCACGAAACGCAAAAUACCCUCCGAACAGGACACGCCGUCUCCUGGGAACCAGGAGAUCGAUCCGCUGUUCGCUGGGCCGGGGGCUGCGAGCGCGAUCAGUGAUGAAGGUGGCGGACCCGCGCCAAAGCGGCGUGGGUCGGCGUUCGACACGCAAAAAAUCGCACAGCUGAGCCUGAAUGACCGACGAAACUCUAGACGGGACUCUGCCGCGAGCUCGUCGUUGAGCGCGUCUACGCCUCCGUCGGCAUUUUCCGGCGAAUCGCCACAUGGCCGACCUCCUGGCGGCAUCGCUACUUUCGCGUGGCCUGCCAACCCGCAGGAUCAAGCUGCAAUGCACAGCGAGGCCAACGUUAAUAUGGCGGGGCUCGCAGUGCAUCCCUACGAUCCCCUCACCAUCAUGCCUCCACUCGCAUUCGCCCCAGAUCGCCGUAUGUCGGUCCCCAACCUCCCACCAGAAAAUUUGCCCACCCCGCCGUCCACGGGCCCGACGCGGGUGCUCCGGUCACGCUCCCGCCCUCCGUCGCGUGUCCGCGGCGCGAGUCAAUCAGACCCCAGUAAUGUCGCCGGUCCUUCGUCUGGCGCAGGCCAGACAGACGAGGCAGCAGCCCAGGAACUCCAUCGCCAAUUGAAGGACGGAUCCACGCCCUACUCGCGCUCCCCGGAGCUGCGGGUAUCCCACAAGCUCGCCGAGAGGAAGAGGAGAAAGGAGAUGAAGGAGCUGUUCGACGAGCUGCGCGAGCACCUCCCAGCAGACAGAGGCAUGAAGGCGAGCAAGUGGGAGAUAUUAAGCAAAGCGAUUGACUUUAUCAACAAUCUUAAGCACACCUGCAAUGAAAUGCAGCGCGAGAUCGACAUGUUGCGCCAUGAUGUAGAAACCAUGCGCCAUGGAAUACCGCCACCCUACGGUGGAGGACCUCCACCACCGGGUGUGAUGUAUGGUCAUGGCCCACCACCUGUUGGCGUCCCUCCGUAUCCUCAUCCUGGACCACCCCAUUCCGGGCCACCACCCCCAGGACCGCCGUCUUCUUCCCACCAACCGCCUCCACCACACCAUGUGCCACCUCCCGGUCAACCGCUUCCUCCUCACCAGCAUCCAAUGCACCAACCUGGCCCUCAUCCUCAUGCGCCUCCAGACGAUCCCGCAUCACGACCUGCAUCCUCACAAAGUAUAUACCCGCCCGGCAUCGGUCCUGCGUCAAUGAUGCCACCUCCAGGGCCGAGCAUGCUCGCUCCGAAGCCAGAUCCGUCGUCAUAGGACUGGCGGCGCACCCAUGAUCGCAUUCCCUCGAUUAUAGGCUCGAGUUGCUCGCUGGGCGCGGGCCCUCAUGUGCCGUUCGGCGCGCAUCGUUUGCAAACAUGGAUUGGAAGUGGGCUUCGUAGCCUCGCGUUGCACGCGGACUACACGUUUGUAGGGUAGGAGACGACUAUAUUUGACGACGCUCACGAACUUAUUGACCCAGUAAUUAAUGUAAACUCUUGGACUUCGCAUUUCCUGUAGAGGCCUUGCAAGUAAAUCGUUGUCUUGUCCAUUACAUUAGCACUGUACAGCCGCAAUGCAUGUGUGUUCUCAUUC